GUCAACCCGUAAGCUGAGAAGAUCCAAGUCCACGGAGAGAAGUCAGAAGGAAGCAGAAACCACGGGAAACACAACAGCUUCACUCUGAGACAAAAUGGCUUCACGGUCAGACGAGGAUCUCUGCUGUCCUGUCUGCUGUGAGAUCUUUGAAAAUCCCGUUGUCCUGCCGUGUAGUCACAGCUUCUGUAGAGACUGUGUGAAGAACUGGUGGUCGGAGAAAAAAAUAAAAGAAUGUCCAGUUUGUAGGAAAAGAUCAAAGAGUGAGCCUCCUUGUAACUUGGCCUUGAAGAACCUGUGUGAGGCCUUUUUACUGAAGAGAGAUCAGAACGGUCCAGAGAAGGUCUGCAAGCUGCAUUCUGAGAAGCUCAGACUCUUCUGCCUGGACCAUCAGCAGCCAGUGUGUCUUGUCUGCAGAGAUUCUAAAAUACACACUGGUCACAGGUUCAGACCCAUCGACGAGGCUGCAGAGGAUCUCAAAGACGAGAUCCAGAAGUACCUGAAGCCCUUGAAGGAAAAGCUGAAGCUUUUUGAAGAGGUAAAAGGAAACUGUGAUCAAACAGCAGCACACAUGAAGGUCCAGGCCCGACACACAGAGAAGAUGAUUAAGGACCAGUUCAAGAAGCUUCACCAGUUUCUAGAGGAGGAAGAGGAGGCCAGGAUCUCUGCUCUGAGGGAGGAAGAGGAGCAGAAGAGUCAGAUGAUGGAGAAGAAGAUGGAGGCACUGAGCAGAGAGAUAGCAGCUCUUUCAGACACAGUCAGAGCCACAGUGGAGCAGCUGAGAGCAGAAGACGUCUCCUUCCUGAACCACUACAAGGCUGCACUGGAAAGAGUCCAGCAGCGCCCCCUGCUGGAGGACCCACAGCUGCCAUCAGGAGCUCUGAUAGACCAGGCCAAACACCUGGGCAACCUGACCUACAACAUCUGGAUCAAGAUGAUGGACGUGGUCUCCUACAGUCCUGUGGUUCUGGACCCAAACACUGCUCAUCCCGAACUCCUCCUUUCGGAAGAUCUGACCAGUGUGAGGUUUGGAGAACCCCGGGAGCUUCCUGAAAAUCCAGAGAGGUUUGAUCGGUACCGCGUUGUUUGGGGCUCUGAGGGUUUCCACUCAGGGACUCACAGCUGGGAUUGUAAGGUUAGAGAUCAUAAAUCCUGGAGCUUAGGCGUGUCACAGCGCUCCGUUCAAAAGAAGGGGAAAGUCUCGACUGGAUACUGGGAAUUGUGCUUCAUGGAUGGGAAGUACGUAGCGGUCUCCCCGCCUCUGUCCAAUGAAGUCCUGCCGGUGAAGGAGAAGCUCCGGAGGAUCAGAGUUCAUCUGGACUGUGACGAAGGAGAACUGUCAUUCUGUGAUCCCGAUACUGACACACACAUAUUCACCUUCACACAGGUAUUCGCUGACACACUGUUUCCACACUUUGAAACCUUGAAUGAGCUCCCACUGAAGAUACUUCCAAACGAGGUCUUUGUGUCAACCAGCGAGAUUCCUAAAUGCUUCGGCUGAGAAAGCUUGGUGCUAGCAAAUGCUCAGAAGUAUCAUGCAUCAUGUGACACAUCAGUGAUACUCAACAAGUUCAAGGAGUAAAACAGAAAAAAAAACAAGUAUCUGAUUAUAUAAGUGUAUAGUUUCAGAAACAUAGGAACUGUGUUCGCGUAACAAUCUGAGCAUUUAUUUUGUCAAAAAUCUCCUAAAAUAAAUAUAUAAAUGUAGAAUAUUAAAGCAUAUAUCUUUUUGUACAUGUAUACCGAAUAGAAACAUUUAUUUUUACUUCUACUUUCAUACUUUGACUUUAAUAGCUAGAAAUCCUGCACUGACAGUUAUUGCAUCAGCCUGACUGCUACUGCUGUCAAAUGUGUCGAGACGUAAAGAUUCAAUGUUGCGUAAAGUUACGAAUUAGACGGAAGAGGUUUUAUUCUCUCUGGCGCCGGGGUUACAAAUGUUGUUGUAAUAUUGCCUCAAACGUGUGAUUUUAAAAAAUAAUAAAGAAAAAGGUUUUGGUCAAAAAUUGUCGAGAAUUCUUUUGUGCAACAAUCACAUAUAAAAAAUGAGCGGCAGCACACAGAACAGAACAAAUAAAUUAGUUCUUGUCUCUACAUUUUGAUUAAUUUCAUAACAGACAAAAAUAAGUGGAGUAUUUAAGGCACCAGAUAUGCUGACUAGAAAUCCCAAAUAUAAAACUGAUAAGAUUGGAUCCUGCAUUUUCCCAUGAUGCAACACUCUAGCAUUUGAUUUGACCCGCUUUGCCUUGUGAACAUUCACACCUCGUCUCCAACCUCCCUGACUGAAAAUUCCCACACAAUGACAUCAUCAGCGAUGACAUCACAAACAUUUUCACAGGCUGAUGUGAUCACAACCGGAAACUGGAUCCUAAUUUGAAUGAUGAAGGAAAAAGACACUUCAAAA
Messenger RNA from Pungitius pungitius (ninespine stickleback), 2398 nucleotides. Its product is annotated as nuclear factor 7, ovary-like. Gene Ontology annotation, molecular function: zinc ion binding; ubiquitin protein ligase activity; protein binding. Lineage: Eukaryota; Metazoa; Chordata; Actinopteri; Perciformes; Gasterosteidae. The transcript is spliced from 2 exons. Bases 95 to 1498 code for a protein of 467 amino acids. Gene Ontology annotation, biological process: protein ubiquitination. The record is from RefSeq and is a predicted model, not a curated record. Gene Ontology annotation, cellular component: cytoplasm.